AUGUCUUUAAAUCAAAUAAAUAUUGGUAAAGGGUUUGUUGCUGUAGCUGGCGUCUUCUCUGAUAGUGAUUUCUUGGAAUACUUGCAUAAAAAUUCAGCUAUUGAUUAUGUUGAACAAAAUCAAAUUUACAAGUCCACCGCUGUACCUAAUCAAGAAACUAUUAUUCAUAGUCAUCCUAAUAUUACUAUGUUAACAAAAAGAACUAUGAAUCGUAGAGAUUCCACUACUAUUAAGUCAACCAAGUCUGCUAACUGGGGUCUUGCUCGUAUUAACCAGCACUCUAAAGGUGAUUUAACAAAAUACACUUUUGAUUCUUUAGGAGGUAUUGGCAUUGAUGUUUUUAUAUUAGACACUGGUGUCUAUCCUCAACAUGAAGACUUUGAAGGCAGAGCAUAUCAAUCUAUCAAUCUCGUAAUGAAUGAAGCUAUAGAUGAUAUUGGUGGACAUGGUACACAUGUUGCAGGUAAAGUCAUUGGCCGAGAUUAUGGCGUAGCCAAGAAUGCUCAAAUAAAAGCAGUCAAAAUUUUAAAUAAAAUGGGAGAUGGUUCUACUUCAGGCUUACUUAGAGGUAUUGAAUAUGUCAUUCAGAAUGCUAGACCUGGAAAGAGUGUAGUCAAUCUGUCUUUGAGUGGGCCCAAAUCAAAGAUGAUUGAUGAUGCCUUAAACUCAUUAGUACUUGAAUAUAAUAUUCCUAUUUUCGUUUCUGCAGGCAAUUCGGGUACAGACGCUUGUUUCUAUUCUCCUUCGUCAAAUCCUAAUGUUUUCACAGUAGGCGCUACAGACAUAAACGAUAUUGUCCCUCCUUUCUCUAAUGUAGGUCAAUGUGUCGAUAUCUAUGCUCCUGGUGUUAACAUUACUAGUAGCUAUAUUACCGAUCGUAUGGCUUUCAUAUCCAUGGAUGGUACGAGUAUGGCUAGUCCUCAUGUUGCGGGUGUUGCUGCCAACUUGAUGAGCAAGAAGGACUACCAAAGUGCUCACGAAGUUUAUUCUGAUAUAAAAGAAUUAGCUACAAGGAAUGCGCUUAGUUUUGACUAUGUUAGAAGCACUAGUCCUAAUAAUAACUUGUUAGCUUUUAAUCAAGUAACUAAUUAG
Molecule: messenger RNA, 1092 nt
Organism: Cokeromyces recurvatus
Lineage: Eukaryota; Fungi; Mucoromycota; Mucoromycetes; Mucorales; Mucoraceae
Product: peptidase S8/S53 domain-containing protein
Exons: 3
Coding region: 1-1092 (363 amino acids)
Biological process (GO): proteolysis
Molecular function (GO): serine-type endopeptidase activity
Source: RefSeq, a predicted model, not a curated record